AUGGUGGACGACCCUUCACCAGGGGCUGUAGAGCUCGGCGCUGAGAAGAGCAAUGCCCAGCACCGAGGAAAACCGCAGACAGAAGUCGGCAACAAGGCCAAUAUUCACACGUCCGAGAGCCAACAGGAGUUCUUCAGGAUGUUGGACGAGAAGAUUGAGAAGGGGAGAGACUACUGUUCGGAAGCGGAGGAAGACGGGACAUAG
Messenger RNA from Knipowitschia caucasica, 204 nucleotides. The record is from the annotation of a GenBank genome assembly. Lineage: Eukaryota; Metazoa; Chordata; Actinopteri; Gobiiformes; Gobiidae.